Cyprinodon tularosa is the source of this 5471-nucleotide messenger RNA. RefSeq names its product leucine-rich repeat and fibronectin type-III domain-containing protein 2. The coding region runs from base 1111 to 3483 and encodes 790 amino acids. Lineage: Eukaryota; Metazoa; Chordata; Actinopteri; Cyprinodontiformes; Cyprinodontidae. Gene Ontology annotation, molecular function: protein binding. Gene Ontology annotation, cellular component: cell surface; postsynaptic density membrane. The transcript is spliced from 6 exons. The record is from RefSeq and is a predicted model, not a curated record.
UAAGCACAUUCAACGCCCCAAUUUCGAUACUGUGUGAGAGAUUGCGCACAGGAGCCGCGCUUCUGGCUGACCUGCUCCUCUGACGCCCCCGCUGGCCUUCCUUUCGGUGGGCUCCGGGAUGCUCCAUGGUGUUUGUGCCAUCUAGGGUUUCUCGCUGCUCUAUUGCAGCCUUUCCAUGGCAGAGACUUAACCCCUGUGAAUGUAGCCUACUUGCUCUCCGGACCAACAACAUAUUAAAACACCUAACUCUGUUGUUUUGGAUUUUCUGUUAUUUUUUCUGCAAGAAAUCCCACUUUUUAUUCGGAUAAAUACUUUGGAUAUUCCAACCACUACAAAAAAAAAAAAGAAAGAAAAAAGGACUCGAUUAACGAGAAGAUUCGGGGGGGAAACCUAUUUGAGGAAAUAUAGCCACUUUUCCAACGAGGAAUUACAUAGAAAUUUGUGGUGAGGUGUUUAGUUUUCCAAAAAAUAAAAAUAAAAACAACGAACAAACAAACCAAAAAUGCUCCCUGCAUGUCGCAGCUUGGCUUCCGGCUAGAAGAGCGCAGGUUUAACGCAGCAUCUGCUGGUGUGAGGAGGAAUAGAGCGAGAGAAGGAGCGAUAUGUGCUUCGGCUGGCGGCUGGUUUUGCGGUUCUUCUGGAAUUAGUGAAGAAUGGGAAGGGAGCGGCUGUAACGUUCAAAUCUGGGAGAAAAAAAGGAGUUCUUUGGGAAGCUGCGGUUGGAACAUAAUGGAUCAUUAUCCGGCGGUAAAGGUGAAAAAGUGAACAGAUGAGAUGGACAGCUUCUUUCCUGGCAGCAAUGCAAACAGAUAUUGCGGCAUUCAUUUGCAUGAGGAGGACUCAGGACUGACUAUUGCCUGAAAGGAGAGGUUCAAGCGACCGGAAAACCCCAAACGAGGUGGCAAUAACCAGGAGGAUGCAAGGAGGACCUGGACAUAUUCAUCAAAUGAAUCAGAAUGUGUUUGGAUACCUGACCUGAUCAGACAGCAAACGCUUGCUCCUGCUGAGUGUUCCUCCGGCGCUCAGACUGUGAAUGUGUGGCCAGGAGGUUUUUCUGAGGGACCAUAUGGCACUAUAUACCACAAAAUAGGUUCCCUUUAAUGAGGUAACAUGGACAAAGUGGUCAUCUGCCUCCUGAUUCUGGGAACCGCUAUGACAAUGGUCCAUGCAUGUCCCAAAUACUGCGUCUGCCAGAACCUCUCAGAGUCUCUGGGGACUUUGUGCCCCUCCAAAGGUCUGCUCUUUGUGCCACCGGACAUCGACAGAAGAACUGUAGAGCUCCGGUUGGGUGGCAACUUCAUUCUUAAGGUCACCACUCAGGACUUUGCCAACAUGACCGGCCUGGUGGAUCUCACUUUGUCCCGCAACACUAUUAGCAGCAUCCAGCCCUUUUCUUUUAUUGAUCUGGAGACCUUAAGGUCCCUGCACCUUGACAGCAACCGGCUGACUGAACUGGGAGCAGAUGACCUAAGAGGACUUAUCAAUCUGCAGCACCUGAUCCUCAACAACAAUCAGCUAAAUGAAAUUUCAGAUUCAGCUUUCGAUGAUUUAUUGCUAACAUUAGAGGAUCUGGAUUUGUCUUACAACAACCUGCGCAGUGUGCCUUGGGAGGCCAUUCGUAAAAUGGUAAACCUGCAUCAGAUGAGUUUGGACCAUAACCUCAUCUCCUUUAUUGCUGAAGGGACUUUUACAGACCUUGAGAAACUGGCUCGGCUGGACUUGACUUCCAACCGUCUCCAGAAGCUCCCUCCGGACCCCAUCUUUGCACGCUCCCAGACCAGUAUGUUAAUGAGCACUCCUUAUGCACCUCAACUCUCUUUGAGCUUCGGCGGAAACCCACUGCACUGUAACUGUGAGGUACUGUGGCUGCGAAGGCUGGACCGUGACGACGAUAUGGAAACUUGUGCCUCUCCAGCCAGUCUAAAGGGGCGCUACUUCUGGUCUGUUCGGGAGGAGGAAUUUGUCUGCGAACCUCCACUGAUCACUCAACAUACUCAUAGGUUGCUAGUGCUGGAGGGCCAAACAGCUAGCUUACGUUGCAAAGCAGUUGGAGAUCCAAUGCCAACUGUGCACUGGGUUGCUCCAGAUGAUCGGUUGAUCGGCAACUCCUCCAGAGCAACUGUUUAUGAAAAUGGCACCCUUGAUAUAGCAGUCACCACAUCCACAGACUAUGGCAUUUUCACUUGCAUUGCUGCUAACGCUGCUGGGGAGUCUACAGCCUCUAUCGAGCUAUCAAUCAUUCAACUACCCCACAUAACUAACAGUACCAAUCGUACAACACUGCCAAAAUCAGGACUUUCAGACAUCACAAGCUCUACUAAAAUAAGCAAAGGCGAACCAAAGCCUCUUCCAGAAAAGGUUGUGUCCGUAUCUGAAGUGACCGCCGCGUCAGCUUUGGUGAAGUGGACUGUAAGCAAAUCAACUCCAAAGGUCAAAAUGUUUCAACUGCAGUACAACUGUUCCGACGAUGAAGUCCUCAUUUACAGGAUGAUUCCUCGGACUCACCGGGCCUUUGUUGUCACUAAUUUGAUGCCUGGAAUGCAGUACGACCUGUGCGUCCUGGCCAUCUGGGACGACACAGCAACCACUCUCACUGCUACCAACAUUGUUGGAUGUGUCCAGUUCAUCACUACGGACGAUUACCCGCAGUGCCAAUCUCUGCAUAGUGGCUUUAUGGGGGGCACCAUGAUUCUGGUCAUCGGGGGCAUUAUUGUUUCCAUUUUGCUGGUCUUCAUCAUCAUUCUAAUGGUUCGUUAUAAGGUCACCAGUGGAAUUCAAACCAGUAAAUUACCCACUGUGAGUAACACAUACUCCCAGACUAAUGGGGGUGUGAACAGGUUCAAUGGAGCCCCACCGCAGGUCAAGUCCACAGUUGUGGUCAUGCGUGAGGAAAUGCUGGAGUUCAAGUGUGGAUCUCUUCAGAGCAGCCUUUCUUCAUCCUCAUCCUCCUCUAACUCGUUGGACAGCCAAACAGGAAGAGAAGCAGCUGACCGCUAUAACGUUCAGAGCAAUGAAUUCACCACCCUGCCAAGCAGCAAGUUUAGACAACACGUGCAUGGCACCAAGGCACGGCAAAGCCUCGACCACCUUUUAGGAGCCUUUACCUCACUAGAGCUGCGAGGAGCAGCAAAGGAGAACCCGGGUGCUUCUGCCUCGUGCUCCUCUGCUGCUCCCAAUGCCAUGACCACAGUGGCUGUGGCACCACCAUCUGAUAAAGAACCCCUGCUUGGGAGGGCGGAGUCCACAACAAUGCUGGGACGCCUACUUGGGUAUCCCCACGAGGCAAAACCCAAGAGGAGUCACUCAUUUGACAUGGGGCAUGUUGGAGCUGCACAGUGCCGCAGCAACCAGCCACGGAGGAUCAGCAACAUCUGGACUAAACGCAGCCUGUCUGUUAACGGCAUGCUUCUGCAGUUUGAAGACAGUGAGGAGGAGAAGCCUUCUUUUGAGAGCUCUGAAUGGGUAAUGGAGAGCACAGUCUGACUCUUUGACCAAAUAAUAGAUCUAUAUUAAAAACUUAAUAAACAUGAACACAGAGGGAUGUUCUCUAUGAAGUGCAUCCAUGUGAAUAUUGUUUAAACGAUUAUGUGAAAAAAAACAAAAGAUACAUAAGAUCAGAACUCUCAAUAUUUGAAAUAUGUUUGAAUCGACUGGAGAAAUGAUUUUUAUGGACAGAGAGAUAUUUGAACUGGAUUUUCGUCUCUAAAGGAACUAUUCAAAGAUUUGCCUCACCUGUGAUAACCUAGAUCACAUGUUGCAGAUUGAACAUGGAAAUACUCCAGCUUUAUGAAGAAGGGGACCACAGGAGUUAGUAUAGUAGAAGAUUAAUACAAAAUCAUUUUUAUUUUCUUCUGGUUUAUUUUUUUUUACCAUUCUUACUAUUUAUUUUUUCAGGUGAUUCAUCAGAAGACAGACUCACCUUGGAACAUUAAAAACAGGUUUACACAGGAUGUACCAACUCUCAUGUUGCCAUUUUAUAAACUUUUCUUGACAGAAAUUCCUUAAGUUAUGCAUAAGGUGAGUGUGGGAAAAUAACUUGGCGCCAACAUAAACCACAAGCUUUGCUAUCCAAUUUUUAAAGGGGUUGAUUCAUUAUCUCAAAGGAGGUACCCAUCAAUCACAGAAAAUAUUGUCUUGGAAAACAGGUAGGAACUGACUUUGAGGAGUCAAGCUAACAGCUAAUCAGAGCAGGAACCACAGCAAACAAUCGGCGUUGAGUCAAGAACAGCUCAGUCAAACAUUUUCCUGCUUUUAAUCUAGAAGUCCUAAAGGGUCUCAACCAAAGUUUGGUGGAGGAAAGCUUAGGUUUUUUUUAGCAGAUGGACAGUUUGUUCAGAGGUUACUGGCCCUAAGAAGAAGAAAGUUGUCUUACUUUGAGUAAGUUCAUCAUCCAUAUUUUCCUUCACAAAGCAGCAACAACAAUGAGCACAAAGAGAUCAGUGAGAUCAUCAGCAUAUGCAAAAGUAAGUGUUCAAAAUCUAAAACUAUGAGUGCUUACAUGGUAAUGAAGGGUCUGGGUCAACUUUUGGAAUAGCUGUUAGCUUGUUUUCCCAAUUCUUGUUUUCUCAGUCUGUAAAGUACCCAGUUGGUCUCCAAGGAGACAAUUAAAGCAUUUGUCCAGCUGAGGUUGAAAUCCAGCUGUGCAAGUAAUUUGAUUAUUGGGUGCCUGUUUGCAGGAGUCCCUGCAGACCGAUGGCUCAUUGAUGUUAACGUUGUUUGCUUCAGAGUGCGGUUUCAGAUACUAUCAACACAAAUUACUGUAGCCAAAAGCAAAUGGUGUUUGAAAUUCAUCAAGCCCUUUUAAUCAUUUGCCCGAAGCAGCAAACAGCAUGAUAUAUCACCGGACUCUGAAUCUCUUGAAGCAACACAAACAAGAAAGCAUGAUAAUUACUCUUGCAGCCAGGUUAAAUGAAAGAAUUUGUCAUUUAUUGGCUGCAUAAAGGUCACUAUGCUGCUCAUGAAAAGAUUUUAUUUGAACAAAAAAGGAGAGAUGACUUUCAAGGAGGCAAUAAGCUGCAAAGUUUUGAAAUUUGUUUUAUCACAUUGCAUGAAACAGAACCUAUUUUGAUCAAUGUGUUAACUGACUCCAUUCACCUGAGAGCUGUAUAUUGCAGCAAGGUACUUAAAUUUGUCCCCUUUCAGAUCACUGCCUAAAUAUAGCUGCAACAUCUCUUCAUUUCUAUGCCUUUCUCAGUAUUCUGUGGGACUCUACUACAUUUCAAAAUGUUGGGUGAUCAUCAUUUCCUUUUCCUCUUACAGUAACUGUACUAUUCUGUAUAUUGGUAUAUUUUUUGUACAAUAACCGGGUGAGAAUGUAAGGGGUGGGUUGGGGAUUGUGCAGUAGUACUUUUAUUUUCAUGUGAAGCAAACAGUGAGAAGGUGCUUUAAUGUGGUGUUCCAACAAAAGAUGGUUGUUAGUUGGCUUUCUGAAAUGGGAUCUUACAUGAUGUUACAACUGGAGUGGAGGACUA